Molecule: messenger RNA, 2565 nt
Organism: Alnus glutinosa
Lineage: Eukaryota; Viridiplantae; Streptophyta; Magnoliopsida; Fagales; Betulaceae
Product: phospholipase A1 PLIP1, chloroplastic
Exons: 7
Coding region: 291-2369 (692 amino acids)
Biological process (GO): lipid metabolic process
Molecular function (GO): glycerophospholipid phospholipase A1 activity
Source: RefSeq, a predicted model, not a curated record
AGAGAGAGAGAGAGAGAGGCAAAUGAUUCCCAUCAAAUUAAUACUCUCUUCGCUGGACCAAACAAAACCUCCAUUACUGGACCUCGAUCGCAUGCAGGCACGAGGCACCUCCUGCAUUUUUCAUUUGAUCUAAGAACUAAUGAGCUUCCGGUCUCUCAUUUUCUCCAUGGCGUUCUCCUCCGUCGGAUUGGCUGGCUGUGGAAGAUGGACAAAGGAUUUAGUCCAAUUCAACGCUUCUUUAUGAUUCAAGAAUUUUGGUAGCAUUCUACAGAAGCAAUAUCAAACAGGCCAUGGCAUGCACCUCAUUUACUCUUCCAACAUCUCCGCGGGUUGCUCCGAUGACAGAGGACAUCUUCAAAGAGCACGUCGGUCUGCACCGCUCGCAUUCCAGAAAGGAGCUUCACAAUGGAGGCCGUUUCCGGAGGUCCUACUCUGAUAACAACCUCGUUUAUCCCAUCAACCGUAUCCAAGCCACUGCCACACAGCCAAAGCUAAGGAUCAGUCGUUCUGUGGGAAUUUUCCCAUUCCAAUUCUCUAGCUCCAUUCUCCCAAACUUGUUUGACCCUGAGGCAAGUAAGGACAUGAAUAUAGUGGAGAAGGAUAUGAAUAUAGAGGAGAGAUCGGUGGUGGACGGUAGUAAAGAAGAGGAGAUAAAGAGAUCGAAUUGGGUGGAGAGGCUGCUCGAAAUAAGAAGUCAUUGGAGAAACAGGCAGCAGAAAGAGAGAGUGGGUGAAGACGUGGGUUGUGAAGAGGAUGGCACUGGCGAUCGUGACUGCGGUGGAGAUGAAAGUGGUUGUGCAGUCUGUUAUGGUUCAGACGAAGGAGGAGGAGUGGUAUAUGAUCGCGAAACGUUCUCGAGACUUUUGGUUCGAGUAGCAUGGUCUGAUACCAAGCUAUUUUCUCAAUUGGCAUUCUUGUGCAACAUGGCUUAUGUGAUACCAGCAAUCAAGGCCAAGGAUUUGAGAAAGUAUUUCGGCCUACAGUUGGUGACAUCUUCACUGGAGAAGAAAGCAGAGGCAGCAGCGAUUAAAGCAAGACUUGAUGAGGAUUCUAUUCGAGUACCCGAAUAUGCCUCAGCAGCUGAUGAAUCCAGUUCAGAGAAAGCUUUGGAAUCUGAGAAGAAGCGUCCAAUCCACGCAUCUCUUGCUUAUGAGAUUGCUGCCUCAGCUGCUUCUUAUGUCCGAUCCCGGACCAAGGGUCUUUUGUUCCUUGGCUCUGAACCACAAGAAGAGGGUGAUGGUGAGGCUUCAUGCGAAAACGGAGGUCAACUGCACGAGGGAGAGAACUCGCCCCGAUUGUAUAAUCAAGAGGUGGCUGCUUACAUGGCAGCUUCAACAAUGACUGCAGUGGUUGCUGCUGGAGAGAGGGAAAAGCAGGAGGCAGCAAGGGCCCUUCAGUCACUCCAUUCAUCACCUUGUGAAUGGUUUGUUUGCGAUGAUUUGAGCACGUGUACUCGCUGCUUCGUGAUUCAGGGAUCAGACUCCUUCGCGUCUUGGCAAGCAAACCUUUUCUUUGAACCUACCAAAUUUGAGGCCACAGAUGUGCUUGUUCAUAGAGGAAUUUACGAAGCUGCAAAGGGAAUAUAUGAGCAAUUCAUGCCAGAAAUAAUCGACCAUUUGAACACAUACGGAGAUCGUGCAAAACUUCAAUUUACUGGCCACUCUCUUGGGGGUAGUCUCUCCCUUUUAGUCAACUUGAUGCUACUCACCAGGAAAGUCGUCAAGCCCUCCACUCUCCGGCCGGUUGUCACUUUUGGCUCACCAUUUGUGUUCUGUCGGGGCGAAGCCAUACUUGAUGAGUUGGGUUUGGAUGAGAGCCACGUUCACUGUGUGAUGAUGCAUAGAGAUAUCGUCCCUAGAGCCUUCUCCUGCAACUACCCUGACCAUGUUGCCGUACUCCUCAAGCGUUUAAAUGGCGCCCUUAGUACACAUCCUUGUUUAAUAAAAAAUAAACUAUUGUACUCUCCUUUGGGCAAACUAUUCAUUCUGCAACCUGAUGAGAAGACAUCUCCUCCGCAUCCUUUACUCCCUCCAGGGAGUGCUCUGUAUGCAUUGGACAAGACUCACAGCGGGUACUCUACAAAUGCCCUGAGAACCUUCCUCAACAGUCCCCACCCGCUAGAGACGCUGAGCGAUCCUACGGCCUACAGUUCCAGCGGUACGAUCCUCAGAGACCAUGACUCGAGCAACUAUCUUAAGGCUGUGAACGGUGUUUUACGGCAACGUACAAAGAUGGUUGUUCGGAGAGUACGAGAACGGCGGAAUCUACUGUGGCCGCUUCUGACUUCACCAUCUCCACACACAUGGAACCACGAGAGUAACUUGAACAACAGCAGUUUAGUGGCUAAGGAGAUAAUGACUGGAGUCUGAAACCUAUUCACAGGGAUUCCCCGCUUAUACACGUGAAGGAUGCGCAUUGACUCACUCAAUUCAAGAGUGUUUCAUGUUCUAAUCGUGUAUAUCUGUUUCAUGUACAUUUGCUAAACAUCUUACUCAUCUCUGUAAUUGGGUUACUCAUCGUUGACUAACAGUGUUAAUAAUAUGUUUAAUACUUCUAAUAGAAGAA